AUGAAAACGAAGCUGAACCACUGCACGAACCGCGCCUGGCCAGAGGAUCUGGAGGAUCUGGAGGAUCUGCAGUUCCUUCUGACGAGCUAUGGGGAGGGAGUCUGGGAGAUUGCGGAUCAGCUCGAUGAGGAGGAUCGGGAGUCCUUUCUCGAGUGGGAGGAGGUGAGGAGGUUGGAUCGGGAGUCGAGGGAGAGGUGGAGGCGGGUGCUUGGUCUGGACGGGGGAGAGGAGACUGCUGCUGGGUACUACUACUAG
Endocarpon pusillum Z07020 is the source of this 255-nucleotide messenger RNA. RefSeq lists its product as uncharacterized. NCBI's taxonomy places the organism in Eukaryota, Fungi, Ascomycota, Eurotiomycetes, Verrucariales, Verrucariaceae. The transcript has a single exon. The coding region runs from base 1 to 255 and encodes 84 amino acids. The record is from RefSeq and is a predicted model, not a curated record.